Messenger RNA from Cygnus olor (mute swan), 3803 nucleotides. It is a transcript of the gene NSDHL, whose product is annotated as NAD(P) dependent steroid dehydrogenase-like. The record is from RefSeq and is a predicted model, not a curated record. The coding region runs from base 2555 to 3523 and encodes 322 amino acids. NCBI's taxonomy places the organism in Eukaryota, Metazoa, Chordata, Aves, Anseriformes, Anatidae. Gene Ontology annotation, molecular function: 3-beta-hydroxy-Delta5-steroid dehydrogenase (NAD+) activity. The transcript has 7 exons. Gene Ontology annotation, biological process: steroid biosynthetic process.
GUGGUGUGAAAACCUGGAAAAUCUCAACGCUGUCUUCCCUCUCCGCUGACAGCACCAGUGAGCGCUGGCAUUUCUUCCUCACCGUGUCUGCUGUUUUGGAACAGGCGGGAACUAGGUUGAUACCAAGUCAUCAGAGAAAUGGCCACACGCCUCAGAUCGGUGAGUAGAGGGCUUCAACUUUGCUGCACGAAGAUUUGUCUGAUGGAAACAUGUUUUCAUAGAUCCGUAUUCUCUAACCGUGCUUGGAAGAAAUGAGGCUGUUCCUGUGUUGAUGCCUGCUCCCAAAGAUAUUGCUGCUGGAAAAGGGGCAUCUUUGCUACCAUUCCAACUCCAGAGAGACCCGAUGAUGCUCCAGCCCUGAGGAAUACCAGGGGCUUUGUCAGUGCUGCUGAAUCAAUUGAUCUGGAGAUCUGCUUACACCAGGAUCGUUCCUGUGUGCCUUAAAACAUUAUUCCAUGCUGGCAUGCAAAUAAGGGCCCAGCUGGGCUCUCUGAGAUCUGCUAGACCGUAGUAACUUCUUUCUGGCAUUAUUGUAUUGAAUGUAGGAAGUUUUAAUAUGGAAAGAAUAACGCUUUGCUUAGCCUAGAAAGUUAUCUGGCCAUUUAUCUUGGGAGUACAGCUUGCUAAGCUGAUCUGGUGUGUUACCUGUGCUUGUUUAUUGUAGAGAAGUUUCUGCUUUCCGGUCUAUUUUCUCUUUUUUUUUUUCUGGCUUCUGUAAGUAAAUGUCAGAUAUUUAGGAAACAAACAAAAAUGUAGCAUAACGUUAGAGAGCAUGAACAGGCUGUUUUAGCUGCACAGCACUGGAUAGACAGUAAUUCCUCUCCCAAAGUUGAUGUAAUCCCGCCUAGCCUGCGUUUCUGCCGGCCUUUUAGAAAAAGGCCAACUUGUCCAGGAGCAGUACCGUGAGCUGCAGUUACACUGAUUCUGGACACUGGGUUGGUUCAGUUAGUAUUUUCCAAAGAGGUGUGUGUGCUUUCGGUUAUAAACAUGCGCUAAAGGUUAUUUAAAUAAAUCUUUCAGUCAGUGAUUAGAAUAUUGACCUUUACUUGGGUGAGUGGGGAAACUGUCAUACAGAAAAACCUGGGCUGCAUCAACUGCAGUGGGAGAAAGUGAUGCUGUCACUUUCAGUCAGACAGAGGGCGUCCUUCUGCCGCUGUUUAAAACUUCGGCUCAGCGCUGUGUGCAGUUGUGGUGUUUGCAUCUUAUGAAGAACGUGCUGGAAUGAGACAGGGUACAGACAAAGGGCGAUAAAAAUACCAAUGAACUGGAGCGACUGCCUGCUGAGGAGAAGCUAAAAAGGCUCAACCCCUUUGUGGGGAAAGAAGACUGCAGAGGGGGCGGAUGUGACCGAACUUACAAAAUCGGGAAGCUAAUGAGUAAAGCAAAUGUAGACCUGUUGUAGGGGGGAGAUACAAGGAGAACAAACUGCAGAGAGUCCUUGGACUAUCGUAUUUUUUCUAUACUGUCUGUUCUGCAACCAUCAGAAGCAGAAUCCAGGACCAGAUAGGCCAUUGGUCCAUCCCAGAAGAACUUUAAUUCAUUUAUUUAAUGCUUUUAAUCAGGCUGGACUUUGCACGCACUAUUCCAAGUAGCUGGCUAUGCCCUGCUGGAGUUGCUGAGUUGCACUGAACUUUUCUCGUUUCUGCUGUGGAUAACUGAUGCUUUGCAGUUGAAUCUUUGUUUAGGGAUGUAGCCCUUGGAAAUUACCAAACAAUUGUUGUCUUUGUGCGGUUUCACGGGGUUAAAAUUCCCUGCAGCUCAAUAGAAUAACUGCAGAGGUGGGUUUUUGUGUAGCAACAAUAAGGAGCAAAUGUAUUUCCAGCCAGGACAGAGCAGUCUUUGUACAAAAACUUCCUCCGACUCAUUGCUUGCACGUUCUUUGUUGGCAGUGAGGUUUCCACACUCAUUGCAGUUAGACCGGUGACCAAACCAGAAUCUGUUAAUUAGCGACUCUAGCCAUUGAAUUAUAAAGCAUUUAAAAAAGAAAUGAAAAACUAAUGACUGAUUAAAUAGGAUAAGCUUUGCCUUUACCUGAUUGCUUUCUUGGCUUGGAGGAGCCUAAGUCUCAUGUGCUGUGAAAAUGGCUUUGUCCUUGCUAGCUGUGAUGGGUUUUGUAUUUUGGGUUAUCUGUGCCUUGUGGCUGUAGUGAGCUCCGUCUGGUUUAUAUCAGGGCAGAGUUUGUCAGAGCUGGUCCUCUUCUUCUUCCCUCCUAGGCGAGCCACUUGGUUACGUGACAGAGUCCUGCCAAAAUAGGAACCAGCACGCAAGCUGUGUGGACCACUGGCAUGCCUGAACUUCAGGUUACUGCGGUGGCACAGACGUAUUGGAAAGUGAUAUCUGAGUUUAGAUUCCCCCAGUCAAAUCGACUACUGACUUGAACAAUCAGAGCUGUGCAAAAUUCCAGCCCGUUAAGAUCUUAGGAAGUUCAAUCCCGGUUUAGUUGCACUGUUUGUUGGUGCGUGUCUGCUUUCUUGUAACACUCGUUGUCUCACUGUCUUUGCAGGCUGGUAAAAAGUGUACAGUGAUCGGCGGCUGCGGAUUCUUAGGCCAGCACAUGGUGGAGAAGCUCCUGGACAAGGGUUACUUGGUCAACGUGUUUGAUAUCGAGAAGAGAUUUGAGAAUGACAGAGUGCAGUUUUUCCUGGGAGACCUUUGCGACAAAGAGGCCUUGCUCCCAGCUUUACAAGGCGCUUCAGUGGCAUUUCAUUGUGCGUCGCCAGCACCUUCAAGUGACAACAGGGAACUGUUUUAUAAGGUGAAUUUUAUGGGAACCAAAACAGUCAUUGAAGCCUGCAAAGAAGCUGGAGUGCAGAAACUGGUGUUAACUAGCAGUGCCAGUGUUGUUUUUGAGGGCACAGACAUAAAAAAUGGAACAGAAGACCUCCCUUAUGCGAAAAAACCUAUUGACUAUUACACAGAGACAAAAAUCCUACAGGAAAAGGAAGUACUGAGUGCAAAUGACCCUGACAACAAUUUCUUCACUGUUGCUAUUCGCCCCCACGGGAUAUUUGGUCCUAGAGACCCUCAGCUGGUUCCCAUCCUCGUCCAAGCAGCUAAGAGUGGCAAAAUGAAGUUCAUAAUCGGGGAUGGAAAGAACUUGGUAGACUUCACUUAUGUGGAAAACGUGGUCCAUGGACAUAUCCUAGCUGCUGAGCACCUUCAGAAGGACUCUCCCUUGUGUGGGAAGGCAUUUCAUAUCACAAAUGAUGAACCAAUUCCCUUCUGGGCAUUCAUGUCCCGUAUCUUGACUGGCUUGAACUACGAUGCACCCAAGUACUAUAUUCCCUAUGGGCUGGCAUAUUACUUGGCCCUGUUCUUGGCUCUAGUGCUGUGGCUGCUCAGUCCACUGGUCACCAUCAAGCCCACUUUUACCCCUAUGCGGGUAGCACUAGCUGGGACCUUUCACUACUACAGCUGUGAACGGGCCAAACGAGACAUGGGCUACAAGCCAGUGGUGAGCUUGGACGAAGCGAUAGACAGGACUCUCCAGAGCUACCCCCACCUACGCCGGGCUAAGGCCUGAGAAGUCCUGGAUGGAUUUUAUUUCUACCAGAAUUUCCUAAUUGCUUUGAGAUCUUAACAUGAACACUGAAGCAAAUCUCACUAAUUUUCUGGAACAGGGAGUUUUCCCAAAGUCCCUCCUCCUCCUCACCAUUAUCAAGACAGACUUCUCUGGGUUGAAAAACACUUCACGUAGUAGCUGUGCUAACAGUUCUUUCCUUUGAUGUGACUUGUUGUUCUGAAACAGCUGCUGAACUCUGUGGACUAUGAAUAAACACCCUGCUGUGCCCUUUUCAGUCCCA